CUGAAAGAAGAAGAAGAAGGAGAAGAGAGAAGAAGGGAGGAAAAGAGGAGAAGAGCGGGCAGGAGAAGUGCAGGAGAGCGGGCUGUGGAGUUGAGUGGUUCGCGUGUUUUUUCUGUAGGAUGAAGUUCUUACAGGUUUUUACAGUUUUUCGUGAUUUGAUCAGCAGAUGACGGCGCGCGAGUGCUUUUGCGCACGUUGGCCUACCUGGAGCGAGAAACUCACAGUCUAACUUUUUACACACACGCGCACGCACACACACACACACACACACAUAGACACACUCACACAGUGUGUUACUCCAACCCGGGACUUCACACUCGCUCAUGUCUCGCGCGCGUGAGCUCGUGCGGCGCCCGUGACCGGAGGGGACGGGUCAUCCAUCCAUCCAUCCAUCCCUCCCACCCUCCAUCUUUCCAUACAUCCCUCCAUCCCUUCAUCCAUCCACCCGCUCCGUCAUGUUCGUUCCGCUCGCGCUCCGUCUGCUGCUGGCCUGGCUCGCGCUCCACGGGCUCGGCGGCGCGUGGGCCGAGCAGCAGCAACAGCAGCAGCAGCGCGCUCUGGCCACGCGCGAGCGCUUCAAGGUGGUGAUCGCGCCGCUCAUCUGUAAGCGCACGUGCCUAAACGGACAGUGCAGGGACACCUGCGAGCAGGGCAACAACACCACCCUGAUCUCGGAGAACGGACAGUCCGCGGACACGCUGACCGGACACGGCUUCAGAGUCGUGGUGUGUCCUCUGACAUGUAUAAAUGGAGGUGUGUGUAGUAACCGUACGCACUGCCUGUGCCCGCCGGGCUUCACUGGACGACUCUGCCAGUUCCCCCUCCGCACACAGGCGUCCCGCGGCAACAAACAGCCCGUCUACACCCUGCAGGUGAUGCCUGACGGUCCAGGACUGUCUGAGUCGAGUGGUCCAGGUGGGCGGCAGCAGCUGACUCAGACACACUCAGUGUUUACCCUGCCGCUGGCGCAGGGCACUGGACACUCCUCUGAAGUGCAGUUUAAUGUCCGGGUCCACCACACGCCAGACACUUCAGUAGUCAUUCAUUCUCUUGACCAAUCAGACAUCAAGACUCAGAAAGCAGUGGCCCGACAUCCUUCACAGACACAGAAGCCCAGGGGGCGGUGCUUUCAGGAGACCACGCCCAAACAAGCUUGUAGCAGUAACCCUCUUCCAGGACUGACCAAUCAGGAGGACUGCUGUGGCAGCGUGGGAAAUUCCUGGGGUCAACACAAAUGUUACAAAUGUCCCAAACUCCCCUAUGCCGGAAAGCUGCAGACGAUAAUCGAGGAAUUUGGCUCCACAUGCCCUCAAGGUUACAAAAGACUAAACAGAACACACUGCCAAGAUAUUAACGAGUGUAUGAUGCAGGGAGUGUGUCAGAAUGGUGAAUGUUUGAACACCCAGGGGAGCUUCCGCUGCACCUGCAAACCUGGAUACGUCCUGGCCGACAGAACACGCUGUGUUUUGGAAGUGCAGGGCCCGUGUUACCGCAUGCUGACCCAGGCAGGAAGAUGUGAACUCGCCCUGCCCACCAACCUGCCCCAAAAGCUCUGCUGCUGCACUGUGGGAAAAGCCUGGGGCAGGAACUGUGAGAAGUGUCCACAGGACGGCACAGCCUCCUUUAAUGAACUCUGUCCUGCGGGGAAGGGCAUGUCUGUCCUGCACUAUCACGGCACUCUGGCCAUCCAGCCCUUCCAGACCAGCAUAGAGCAGAGCCCUAUCCUUACUAAACCUGAACAAGAGCCCAGGCUGCCGGAAGUGCCUGCCCAGGUGACCACGCCCAUGCAGAUCGCACCAGUCAGCACCAGGAGAGUACCAGUUCUGGUUCCCAGUCCAACGACACGUCCCAUAAUCCGUGUGCCACCAGAGAGGGAUUCGCUGGAGGCGGCACAGACGCAGGCCUCGCAGAUGGAUGAGUGUAGACUGAACAGGAACAUUUGUGGUCAUGGAGAGUGUGUAAGCACACAGACCGGUUUCAUGUGCCACUGUGACGCUGGAUACCGGCCGCACACACAGAGGAAGAACUGUGUAGAUGAGAACGAGUGUGAAUGGGAGCCAUGUGGUCAGGGCAGAGGAACCUGCAUCAACACAGUCGGCUCCUACCACUGCAACUGUCUCCCUGGGAACAAACUGAUGGUGCAUCAUGGGAAACGGCGCUGUGCGGACAUAAACGAAUGUUUCAAACCAGACAUCUGUGGCGUCGGAGGAGUCUGUGUGAAUCUGCCUGGCUCGUAUAAGUGCGACUGUAUGCCAGGUUUCAGGAGCAAAACACGCAGACAGUGUGAAGAUAUUGAUGAGUGUUUGGACCCCAAAUCAUGCCCUGAUGGUCAGUGUGAGAACACUAUUGGAUCAUAUGAGUGUAUACCCUGCCAGCCUGGACACCAGGCACAAGGAGGAGUGUGCUAUGAUGUGAACGAGUGUCAGAAGAGAGGAGUGUGUUUAAACGGCCGCUGUGAGAACUUGCCGGGGACGUACCGCUGUCUGUGUAACGAGGGCUUCCUGCCUGAGGCCGACAGCAAAGGCUGCAGAGAUAUUAACGAGUGCCAGGACAACCGCCUGUGUGCUAAUGGCCACUGCAUAAACACAGAGGGCUCGUUCCAGUGCCAGUGUUACCCAGGAUACCAGCCCACCCAGGAGGGCAGCCACUGUGAGGAUAUAAACGAGUGUGAGCGCGCAUCAAACUGCCAGAGGGGGCGCUGCAUCAACACCAUGGGCUCCUACCUCUGUGAGUGCCAGAAAGGAUACAUGCUGGUUAGCGGACGCAGAUGUCAAGACAUAGACGAGUGUGAGGUGGACAGGAGUCUGUGCCAGCCUCAUGGAGUGUGUGAGAACAGGCAGGGGGGUUAUGUGUGUGUGUGCAACGAUGGCUUCAUACUGUCUGAAGACAAGCACAGCUGUGAGGAGAUGGAGAUGGAUUUGAACUAUAAGAAGGAGUGUUAUCUGAACCUGGAUGACACUGUGUUCUGUGACAGUGUCUUAGCCACUAAUGUCACUAAGCAGGAGUGCUGCUGCUCAGUGGGAGUGGGCUGGGGGGAUCACUGUGAAAUUUACCCCUGUCCCGUCUACCACUCAGCGGAGUACCACUCUCUGUGUCCAAUUGGUCGAGGCUUUUAUCAUCAAGAAGGGGUGACGGAGUAUGGCCUACCAGUACACAGAGACAUAGACGAGUGUGUGUUAUUCAACAAUGAGAUUUGUAAAGGGGGACGCUGUAUGAACACACAGCCAGGAUUCGAGUGUUACUGUCAGCAGGGCUUCUACUAUGAUAGCAACCUUCUCGAAUGUAUAGACGUUGAUGAGUGUCACGAUGAGUCUCUGUGUACCAACGGUCACUGUGUGAACACGAGAGGAUCCUUCUACUGCACCUGUAACGCCCCCUGGACUCCAGACGCCACCAACAAGAAGUGUGUCUACCCUACAGUCACAAGUAGGAGAAGUAUUAAUGAAUGCCAAGACCCAUCUAACUGUAAGAAUGGACACUGUGUGGACACGCAGGACUCCUACUACUGCAUCUGCACUCCUCCCUGGAUCCUGGCCACUGACCGCAACAGCUGUGUCACACCAGAGGAACAGGCCGUAAUGUCUGUGGUGACCGUUUCAGAUGUGAAUGAGUGUCUGGACCCGUCGUACUGCAGGAACGGGAGGUGUGUGAACACUCCCGGCUCCUUCCACUGCAUCUGCGCUCAGCCGCUCACCUUCAGCGCGGCCCUCAAGCAGUGCGUCUAUGAUGAUCGUACAGCGGCCCACAAGGACGUGUGUUUUCAGGAAGUGGACGAGGAUCUGAUAUGCAGCAUACCCCGUAAUGGCUUGACAGUCACCUACUCAGAGUGCUGCUGCCACUAUGGCCGUGGCUGGGGUCCCGAGUGCCGCACCUGCCCGCAGAGAAACUCAGUGAUCUUUAACAGGCUCUGUGAGAUGCACCUGGAGACAGAAUCAGACGGAGAGUUAGAUUUCCUAGCAGCUUUCUCCAAUUACAACCCAGAGGGAGACAGUUCAGAGGAAGAUUCUGAUGAGUGUAGUUGUGCGAAUGGGCGCUGUGUGCGCUCAUACCUGGGUACUAUGUGUGAGUGUAACUCCGGCUUCAGAAUGGAUCAUUCACGAACACGCUGUAUAGAUGUAGACGAGUGUGUGGAGAGGCGAGUGAACCUGUGUAAGAACGCUCGCUGUGUGAACACGAUGGGGUCGUUCAAAUGCUCCUGCAAACACGGCUUCAUACCCACGCGCAGACCCAACGUGUGCAGACAGGCCAGGGCUUCAUAACAGCACGAAAAAUUCAACACACAAUGCAAAAACUACAAUGCAGACACACACACACACAUCACCCUGCAACAACAGUUCCCUGUGGUCAGUUCAUUUCUUUCUUUUUUUUAGCUUUUCAUUUUGUUUUUAUUUUAAUUCAGAGAAUUGAACUGAAGUGUCUCCAGCUGUUUAUAAUAGUAGUUCAUCUUUGUUCUUGUUAUUUUUUGUUUGUUACGUGUCGAUGCAUUUUCCCCUCCUCAUCCUUGAGUCCUUCUUGCACGGGUUUGGUCACUUUGAUCUCUGUGGAUGUGGGAAAGUCUAGUGCCUUAUUACAUGGGAAAUGUAGGACGCUGCUUUGGAUUAAGUACUGAAAUGAAUAACUGAAAAGUUGUUUUUUUUGUUUAUUGUUUCCUUAAAAUGCCUUAAAAAGCCAUAGCCUAAUAAUGACUGGGGAAAUACAAUGUUAUUCAUUUUACACUAAUAUUCUUCAGCUGGUAUUAUAUGUUGCAUUGAUUGUUGAUUGUUCAACACUGAUGGUUGAUGGAGAUGUUUUAUGUAUACUGUAUAUGCUUCAGUUUGAAUAUAAGACCUCAAAGGUGUUCAUCUUUGAUUGUGCUAAGCUACACCAUUCAAUGGACAAAAGAUACUUGCAACUAGUGGACAGUGUGAGGCCUAAUUUACAUUUGUAAAGUGCGUUUAGAGUACGCAGAUUAUUUUUGGUACAAAAUAAGCACUGAUUCUAAUGUGCAAAUGCACUAGAGGAUCUAGCCAUAUGAUUUUUAUUUUAUGUGAUUUAAUCUCUCUGCUCUUCUCAUGGUUUACCUGUAGCUACUGCACAUUUCCAUCUAGUGGAUUUUUAACAGUGCUUGAAAAGAGUUCAUUAAUGUCAGCAAUAGAAACAUAAAUGAUCUGUAAUAUUUAAUAAAUUGUCAGUUUUCUUCUGUUCAACUUUAAGUUUUCAAGUUUUUUUAAUACCAGAUAUAUUAGGAUAAUCUACUUUAAAAGUUUUUUUACAGAGAAAAAUACUUAAUCCCCUCCAGUAGUGCAUAUAUUAGUGCAGUGAAUGAGGUGUAAAAGUAGAAAAAAACAGCCAGACAAACACAGUCAGCCCAAACCAGGAACACAUAUGGUAUUUAUUAUUGGCUCACAUACCAUUUGGAAUGAUGGUCCAGUGGUGGUACAGUGAUUGUAAUAAAAUUCUUAAUUGUUAUAAUUGUUUAAAAAUAGUUAGGGUUCUUUUUUCAAUAUUUUUUGGGUAAAUGCUACUGUUUAUAUAUACCGUAUUUUUUGCAUAUAAGGUGCACUUAAAAUCCUUCCAUUUUUCCAAAAAUCUUCAGUGCGCCUUUUAAUCCAGUGUGAGUUUCAGUUUAGUUCUCCAGCACCGGGGCUGAAGUAGCAUUGGCAUUAGCCGCUAAACGCUAUUUCCCUGUUCAGAGGUAUUAUCAACCUGUAGCCUGCUGCUAACCCUGGCUAACACUGCUGGAGCAGCAUCAGCAUUACCCGCUAACCAGUUAAGCGCUAGCUCUUUAGCCGUUCAGAGGUGAGUAUUAUCGGCCUGUAGCCUGCUGCUAUCACCGGCUAGCACUGCUGGAGCAGCACUAGUAUUAGCCACUAACUGUGCUAGCUCCUUCGUCGUUCAGAGGUGAGUAUAUUGGACUCUUGUCUGUGUGUUUACCGUGUUAAAGCAAGGUACGUGGGACGAACCACUAGCUAAUAUCGUACUGGCUUACCGUAACACUCAUGGUUAGCCUAGUGGUUAGCCUCUAAUGCUAAUGCUCAAGCACUAGUGCUGGAGAAAUUUGGGAAUCUAGGUUUACUGUAAAUAGGCUGAAAUUAUUUACUCACCCAAAUAAAAUUUUCAGGAGAGAAAUCUGUGUAGAUUAACAUCCAGGGCUUGUUUGUUUAAAAGAAAGUCUUUUUUUAUUACACUUUUUCUACUUAGCUUAGCUUUACUUAACUUAGUUAGCUACCCCCUCACCCCCUAUCACCACCCAGCGGCAAGACCUGCUAAAUUAUAAGUUCCUUAUAGUGUCUCUUAAAAUGCACUUGAUAUAUUAAAAUAGAACAUAAAAUAGAUGUUUACUGAUGGUAUGCAUUAUAAUGUGAAAAAUACAGUAUAAAGAUUUGUAUUUUCAUUCAGCAGAUCAAAUUAAAUACCUAAAACAAUAUAAAUAUAUAAAUAGGUUCUACAUCUGCAGUGUGUGGGCCACUAUUUAAUACCAGAUAUUUCCCAGGUUUGUUGCUGUAAUGUUGUUAUUAGACAGAUAUGAAGACAUCACAAUUCCAACUAUUUAUAUUUUGAUAAAGCAAAUAUUCUAUGUUAUCAGUCUUUUACAAAAAAAUAAUUAAGUAUAUUAAGUAAAUUGUUUUUUCGUAGUUCUCUAUUCAUAGUCAAAUGUACAGAUGGUCAGUGAUAAAUCCAUAAUACACUCUAUAACACAAUGUCAUUAUACUGUUCAGCCUUUGAUACAAGACUCAAGACUACUCUUAUAGCAAUAGUUUAGCAAAAACAUUACAGUAACCCAGCUUUCCUAUUAUAUGUAUAUGAGCCAUGUUGUUUUGGUGUCUAAAGUGCAAUUGUUUAGAAAUGUUGGAGCUAAUUUAAUUGUAAAUUCAGACAAAACUAACAUUAGUAUUAGUAUCAGUAGUUUCUAAUUUCAUCAUUUUCAUCAUUUCUACUAGCUACAGUUAUUAUUUAGGCAGACAGCUUGUACAUUUUAUCCAAAUAAAUAUUGUGAAUGGGUAGUGUUUUUGUCAAUUUGUUUAAGGGAAAGGCAUGCACUUUUAAAAGAGUUUAUGGGUCUUACAAAAACCAAAAGAACAUGAACUUCUGUUUGUUAAUUUGCCAGCUGAAUGCAAGUAUGAACAGCUAAUUAGACAAUUUGGCAAAUGUUGUUUUUUAUACUUAUACUAUUUGCAUACAAUUAAAAAUACAGUAAUGUUUUUAUUCUUAAUCAUUUGUAUAACAGUUCGAGAACUCCAGGCAUGUAUCUGCUGAUGGACUGUAUUUAGGGUAAGAAGAAAGUUGUACACUGAAGAAAAUUUAUGGCAAAACUGUGUGUUCAAAUUGGGCUUCCUAACUAAUAAACGCAGCCUUCGUAACAUUUCAAUGAUCUCGUUGACAAUUUAUUCAUAUUUGAAACCUGGAAACAAACAAGGAGAGCAUUUAAGUAUCACAUCUUCACAUCUAACAUAUCUCGUUCCAACAGGUCGUGUAUGUCAUAUUUAUUUUUCCCCUGGCAAUUUUGUAAUUUUUUAAUUUUUAAAUGUGUUUGCUGUACUGAUGAGGGUGCACCGUCUGAACCUGCGUUUGAUGCAUAAUUGACAUGACUGGACCUAAGAGGUCAGGAUUAAGAGACUUUAAAGAAAAUAAACACAAGGAGGGUGAAAUAAUGGAUGUUUUAUUAACUCUCAAUGUUUUGUCAGUGCGAUUACAGAAACAGAGAUGCUUUUUUUUUUACCAAAGAAAAGAACAAUAAAUCUAAAACGACGUGAAACAAA
Messenger RNA from Astyanax mexicanus (Mexican tetra), 7739 nucleotides. It is a transcript of the gene ltbp3, whose product is annotated as latent transforming growth factor beta binding protein 3. Bases 456 to 4259 code for a protein of 1267 amino acids. The transcript is spliced from 30 exons. Gene Ontology annotation, molecular function: calcium ion binding. Lineage: Eukaryota; Metazoa; Chordata; Actinopteri; Characiformes; Acestrorhamphidae. The record is from RefSeq and is a predicted model, not a curated record.